Molecule: messenger RNA, 1098 nt
Organism: Rhinocladiella mackenziei CBS 650.93
Lineage: Eukaryota; Fungi; Ascomycota; Eurotiomycetes; Chaetothyriales; Herpotrichiellaceae
Exons: 1
Coding region: 1-1098 (365 amino acids)
Source: RefSeq, a predicted model, not a curated record
AUGCCCGAUUUGACCUCCCCCCCGGCCUCGGGAUCCGAGUUCAUCACAUUGUUCGCCAACUACACCAGCACCCCAUUGCUCGAGUCUGAUUCUCUGGUCUCUGCCUGGGUUGGUUUCUGCCAGCUUAUCUCCUGGGACAAUGCCUGGAAACUGUCGACGUUGACGCUUCUUCUGCUCAAUCUCAAAGUCUUCCCAUUCGUUUAUCAUCUUCGACUUCUCAAUGGUCUGCGCUUUGUUCUCCGAUCCCAGCGCCCAAAGCGAGAUGUUGGACCCGAGCAGCUUUUCCAGCCGCUGAUCACGUCGUCGAAGUCAUGUUUAAUGGAACUCGAUGUCUUCGGCCAUAAAUCUAACAGCACGUACUUUGCUGACGUUGAUAUCGCCCGUGUGCACCUCGUGACGACAAUGUUUGGGAAGGGCAUCGACAAGAUCCGUGGGGGCACCACCAUGAAUGGCCUGAGUGGGAAACCGCACAGCAAAUUCACAGUCGCUUUGGGCGCGGUGAGUUGCACGUUUAAGAAAGAGAUCCUGCCCUACGAAGGUUACGACAUGUGGACAAGAGUUCUCUCCUGGGAUGAGAAAUGGGUGUACCUGGUCACGCAUUUCGUCAAGAAAGGAUUCAAGAUGGGGCCCAAGAUGUCAUCCUUGUAUCCCCAUCAAGACAAGCAAGCACCGAAAUACGAGGUGGAUGACAACGGGGAUACCUCGAUGUUCAAGACAGAGACUACCGACAGCACCUGUGGCCCGGCAAAAGCACCGAUCGCAGCGUCCGCCCUCAGCAAGAUUGUGUUCAAGAAUGGGCGUAUCACUAUUUCGCCCCAGCAAAUACUCGAAGCUUCAAAUCUCCUGCCGAUCGCUUCUUUGGGCGACGCGGAAACGAAAGCCGAAAAGAGUUUCACGAACAUGAAGCUUAGUGCAGCCAUUGAGGCGGAGCGACAGCGUGGCCUGCACUUAGCAGCUCUUCUAGCAGGCCAGACGGCCCUAGAGGACGAAUUCUACAGCGAAAUUGCACUGGGGAGGCAUUAUGACGGCCUCGGAAUCGAAGGCAUUGUAACCACUUUGGCACAAUUGGGCAAGGUUUCAUCAUACCAACUGAUAUAA